AUGACGGAGAAGGAAUUGGAUUUGUCCGGCGAAAAGCUAUCCGUCAGCGACUUCAGUCUCGGGAAAACGCUGGGAACUGGAGCUUUUGGACGGGUCAGGUUUGUGACGCAUAAGAGCAGUGGAAGACACUAUGCCUUGAAGACGCUGAAAAAAGCCGCUAUCAUCAAGAUGAAGCAGGUGGACCACAUCAUGAGCGAGAAGCAGAUCCUGGCCAAGCUCCAGCAUCCUUUCAUCGUGAACAUGUUUGGCUCGUUCCACGAUCCUCGCUACAUCUACAUGGUCCUGGAGUAUAUCGUUGGAGGUGAGUUCUUCACCCACCUUCGAAAGGCUGGGCGUUUUGACAACGAGCAGUCGCUUUUCUACGCAGCACAGAUUACAUGCAUCUUUGAGUAUUGCCACGAGCUGAACAUCGUUUACCGCGAUCUGAAGCCAGAGAACAUUCUGAUCAAUGCGGACGGAUAUGUGAAGCUUACGGACUUCGGCUUUGCCAAAGUUAUCGAGCAUCGCACAUACACCCUCUGCGGAACGCCAGAGUACAUUGCACCGGAAGUCCUGCUCAACAAGGGGCAUGGCAAGCCCGUGGACUGGUGGACACUAGGCAUCCUGAUCUAUGAGAUGAUUGUCGGCUAUCCUCCUUUCGUGGAUGAGGAUCCGAUGGGCAUCUACCAGAAGAUCCUGGCUGGCAAGAUUACCUUUCCCAAGAUUUUCCACAAGGAGGCGAAAAGCUUGGUAAAGAAGCUGCUCACACCCGACCUAGGCAAGCGCUUCGGCAACUUGAAGAACGGCGCAGCGGACAUCAAAGAGCACAAGUGGUUCAAGGACCUCAGCUGGGAUGACCUGCUGGCGAAGAAGAUUGAGGCACCUUUCAAGCCUGCUGUGAAGGGCGCCACAGACACAAGCAACUUCGACGACUAUCCGGAUUCGGACCAAGAGCCUCCUGCAGUCAAUGCGUCUCAAGAUCCAUUCACCAACUGGUGA
Symbiodinium pilosum is the source of this 978-nucleotide messenger RNA. The record is from the annotation of a GenBank genome assembly. NCBI's taxonomy places the organism in Eukaryota, Dinophyceae, Suessiales, Symbiodiniaceae.